Messenger RNA from Anopheles marshallii, 1338 nucleotides. It is a transcript of the gene Scgalpha, whose product is annotated as epsilon-sarcoglycan. The transcript has 5 exons. The record is from RefSeq and is a predicted model, not a curated record. Lineage: Eukaryota; Metazoa; Arthropoda; Insecta; Diptera; Culicidae. Gene Ontology annotation, cellular component: sarcoglycan complex; membrane. Bases 1 to 1338 code for a protein of 445 amino acids.
AUGAUGGCAACAGUGCUGAAAACGCUGAGCAUUUUCUUGAUGGCCGCAUCGUUGGCUCACGGGAAGGAAACGACCUACAUCACGGACGAUGUUUCCGUGUCGGAGCUGUUUUCUCUGCGUAUCGAACCGCGUAUGUUUAACUGGACGUACGAAGGACUGAGCGAGCAGUUUCUUUACCGAUCUGCUCUGGAAGGCUAUCCGGAUCUACCGUCGUGGGUACGCUACAUGUACAGCCCGGAAUACCAUUCCGGCUUCUUGUACGGAACACCUCCACUGCGGAAUGCUGACACGCGGGUACCGAUCGAAAUCAUCGCCCUGAAUCGAUUGACUUACGAAACAAAGCGGCUCGUGCUGAUACUGGCCGUGCAUCGGAAACAACCGGCGAAGCACAUCAUCCAGAUGAAAAUCGACAAUCUGAACUGGGUCCACAUGAUGGAUCCGGGGCGUAUCGAAAAUUUGAAAAACAUUUUCCGUAACGAUUUGUGGCCGGAAAGCCGUUCCGAUCUGCACGUUAUCUUUAUGGAUUCUGCCGUCAAGUUGGGUGCCCGUUUACCCUUGCGACCUCAGCAGCGGGAGGGUGUGGUGGUGCAUCUCGGAAGCAGUACCGAGUUCUCGCCAAGGAUGCUUGAGCUGCAGGAGGAAGUGAAACCGCUGUACAAAAUAUCUUCCUGCACGUAUAAACGAACAUCGGUGCAGACAACAUUUGAAAAUUCGGGAUUCAAGCUGGAUUGGUGUGCAUUUCGACUGGUCACAACGGAGGACGACAUAACCGCGUUACCACAUCAUCCGAACGAAAGCCACAAACAUGCCGGAGUUCGGAAGGAUCAUCAACAUGUGUCCCAUUUUCCCGACAAGUGGGAUGCCCCGCUGAAGUCGGAAGUACCAGAGCGCAACUACAGCGACGAGAUCGCCAUAUCGUUUGCCAUUCCAGGGAUGAUAUUCGCACUGCUACUUUGCGGUCUCACCAUCAUCCUCUGCUUUCAGCACGAAAAACUGCAUGACGACGAUUCAGAAUAUUAUUUCAAUUAUGUUUUCUACAUUUGCACUGACUUCCUUAGGAUGCAAAAAUCCUCUCGUACCGAAUACAGCCCCAUCGCACCAAACGUGCAGAUGGUCCAGUACUCACCGGAUGAUGACAUAAACUCCACGAUAAAGUUGAAAAGUUUGCGAGAUGCACCAUUCGACGAUGCACACUCGGUUAGUCCCACGGAAAGUUACUAUCGCGAUGGAGCGACCCACAUCGGCAACAUGUACAUGCGCCCGAAACCUCCACCAUACAAGUUGGCCGGUAAUGCCAACUCACCAACGCUGAAGCGCAACGGUCACUUUGAGAUAUGA